AGGGGGCAGAAGUAUUGCCAUGGUGUCUCAAGGGUUGCCGUGGUCGCCGAAUGGAGGCACGGCGGUCGCCACAGUCAUCGUUCAAUGCACGCUGUUGGUCGCCCAAAUGAGGCAAAAGGGAGACAGAAGCUUCGCCCAGAUUGAGAGGGAAAACUUGCAGCAGAACACAGCUAUUACCUGGCGACCAUUGGGCGACCACUGUGCCUUCAUUCUGCAACAACGGCAAUGCUUGUGCCUCCCUUCUGCCCCCUUUGAGCCACCUUUGAGCAACCAACCUCUUCGGCGACCUUUGUGCGACUGUUUUGAACAUGUUCAAAAAUUCACGGCGACCAUGGCCUCGAUGUCCGAACCUCAUGUGUACCACCUUGGAACGACCUAGGCAACCAGUCUGCCUCCUUUGAGCCUCCAACGACGACCUGGCAAAUAACAUUGUCGCACACGGGAGGCACAAAGGUCGCCAUCCUGUGUAAAGGUCCCAUAAACCGACGUGUCACGUACAGGACGAAACUAACGCUUAGUCUCUGAAAAAAUAUAUAUAUUUUUAGCGGGCUUAAAAUUUCCAAGUCCCGUGAUGGGAUUCGAUACAAGGACCUUCUGAUCCGGGUUCAAACGUCUUGUCCACAUGACCAAAGAGGUUAAGCCCGUCAGCAGACUGACGAAGUAAGGGUGUCAUCUAUGGGACGAUUCAAGGCUCCGCUACAAUAGAAACAAACAACUACAUUUAAAUUGUAAAGGAGCCCCAGUUAGAUAUGGGAACCCGUGGGAAAUCUAGACUUGCUUCAUUUAGGACUCUAGUACAACAGUAACGGCUGAGCGGAAGGGAAAAUAGUAUGCAUCAGAGGCUGUGAGACAAACUAGAUAUAAAACUUUUUCAUUUUAAUUUCGUAUGACAUUUGAAUAUGACUUAACUGACUUAUGCUAAGUCAACAAAAUAAAGUGAAAAAUAAUUAUUGCAGACAUAUGGAUUCAAUGGGAUUUUUCCGUCCAACAUGACCUGUGGACUAUAUAUUUGGAGGAAAGCCGAGUGACGUUAAUGUUUUGUGUGGUCUUCUUAUCGAAAGCUUUUUGAGAGUUACCGGACUUUAAUAUAUCCAAGAUGGCUGCGCACAUGAACGAGUUACAAUUUCUGAAAUGAUUGCACAACACAAAUUAUACGGUUUCUUGUCAUAAACAGAAGGAGGGCCGUGUUCGACCGUUUAUAUUUGGAGCUUUGUGUUGUUCACUUGUUGUCAACCAUGCCUUCUGAUCUAAACGCAAUAUUUGACGACCUGUACCUCGGGAGUAUGGAGGCAGCUCUACACACCGACACUCUGAAGGAGCUUGGCAUCACUCACAUCUUGACCAUUGAUGACCGGCCCCUGUUACAGGAGAUCACAUGUCAUUUCAGCUGCAAGUAUGUCCAUGGACUGGACCUGCAAGACACGGAUCUCCUGACUUAUUUUGAUGAGUGUGUUGAAUUCAUCAACGAAGGAAGAAACAAGGGUGGAAUUUUAGUUCACUGUUUUGCGGGCAUGUCUCGUAGCGCAACAAUGGUGAUUGCCUACAUGAUGGCCAAGUGUCAGACCGAUCUUCAGGAGGCCUUGGCGUAUGUCAAGAAAAUGAGGAGCAUAAUCAGGCCGAACCGCGGGUUCAUGGAACAGCUUCAGCUGUAUGAAGACAUGGGGUGUCACAUCGACAAGAAACACAACGGCUUCCGGAUGUACAAACUCAAUCAGCUAGCGCUCCGAGUACAGGCUGGCGUGUACUCAGGGGAGGUCCCGUCCGACAUGUUUGCUGCUGAUCCAGACAGCCCCGGACAAGAUGAUGUGGUGUACAAGUGUAGAAAGUGUCGAACAUCUCUCUUCCGAAAGUCUGUCCUACUAAGUCACGCUAUUGGCGAAGGGGAAUCAGCAUUCGACUGGCGGGGGAAACAGUCAGCCAAUCACAGGACGGACGAAGACAAGGCCAAGUCAGAGAUGAUAUGCAAGAAAUCCUUGUUUAUAGAGCCUGUUAAAUGGAUGGCUGGAACGGUGGAAAAUAUUGAGGGGAAGCUCUUUUGUCCAAAAUGUUCAUCCAAGAUAGGCUCCUUCAUAUGGUAUGGCGAAAGAUGCCCUUGUGGGUCAUGGGUAGCGCCAGCCUUCCAUAUUCAAAACUCAAAGGUUGACGAGGUCAUACCCUGCCCUGCAAUCAAGAUCGCACAGCCUCGUCCACUGGUCAAUCAACAGCUGCCUGUCAUGCACGUCCCUGGUCCACUGGACGAACUGGCGCAGCUGAAUGAUGCGCUUAGUCAGACAUUAUGAUGAAACUCCUGUGACAAAUGGCCGCUAUGACUUAGAAUGUGUUUGUAUUACAUUAAGAUUAAUAAUACCGUAUUUGACGUAAUAAGCGCCCCGCUCUAACAAGCGCCCACGGCGAUAUUUACUAAUAUAUUGACUAGGGAACAAUCCCAAUUAGC
Messenger RNA from Haliotis rufescens (red abalone), 2434 nucleotides. Its product is annotated as dual specificity protein phosphatase 12-like. Bases 1236 to 2279 code for a protein of 347 amino acids. The transcript has 7 exons. The record is from RefSeq and is a predicted model, not a curated record. Gene Ontology annotation, cellular component: nucleus. Gene Ontology annotation, molecular function: protein tyrosine/serine/threonine phosphatase activity. Gene Ontology annotation, biological process: protein dephosphorylation. Lineage: Eukaryota; Metazoa; Mollusca; Gastropoda; Lepetellida; Haliotidae.